AUGCUUCUCUCCUUGUUUGUUUUGUUGAUUCUCUUAGGCUCACACUUGCUCCGAGUGCAACAAAAGCAAAGUGACCAGAGACCAUUCAGUGAGACAUUCAACCGGAAGAUAGAGCAGCUCCUAGAGCACUUCAGUAUCCCGGGACUCGCCAUUUCUGUUGUGCAAGAUGACGAGAUCUUGGCGAGGGGCUACGGAGUAUCUGACAUCGAGACCUCGCAAGCAGUGUCCGAACACACGCUAUUCUUCGCUGGAAGCACCACCAAAGCCUUCACCGCUGCUGCAGUUUCGCUUCUGGUGGACGAUAACCAUCAUUACCCCAACAUCCAGUGGACCACUCCCGUUCAUUCCAUCAUCCCGGAAGACUUCACCAUGAUCGACCCCUGGUAUACAGCCCAUGUCACCGUGACAGAUAUGCUCUCUCAUCGCUCAGGUCUACCACGCCAUGACUGGCUGCUGCUGACCAAUCUGACUCAGCAAGAGAUUGUCCAGAGGAUCCGAUACCUGCCACUGACAGCCGAAAUCCGCACCAAGUUCCAAUACAGCAAUCUCAUGUAUAUCACCGCCGCUCACAUGAUCGAGUCCGUGUCCGGUCACUCGUUGCCGUCGUUCUUGACUGAAAGAAUCUGGGCCCCGCUGAACAUGUCGGAAACCUAUCUUUCGUUGACCGAUGCCCAGCGCGCAGGAAGGAACAUUUCGCAGGGUUAUUACCUUGAUAUUAACGGCAAGCUGGUGUCAACCCAGCAUGUUAGUAUGAGAAAUUCGCGUGGCGCAGGGAAUAUCCUCUCCUCCGUUGCGGAUUACGCCAAAUGGAUUUCGACUCUCCUACGCAGGGGGCCCCCGUUAUCUGAAGCGGGCUACCGCACUCUCUUCGGUGCUCACAGCAUCGCUGCCAGGGAACCAGUCCCGCCCUUUGUAUCACCGACGCUAUACGGGAUGGGCUGGGUGGUACAGACGUACCGCGGUGAAACCGUGAUCCAGCACGCUGGAUCCCAGUAUGGGUUCGGGUCUCUAGUGGCCCUUCUACCGCAGCGCAAGCUGGGGGUUGUGGUCAUGGGCAACAACAUGCGUGGGACCAAUGCGGCUGCCGAUAUCAUUGCUUUUGACAUCAUAGAUGAUGUCCUCGAUACCCCCAGAGAUGAACGCUUCGAUUGGCGAGGAAGAGCCGAUGAACGGUUAGCAGCCGACACGCUCACCAACGACACUUUUCGUCAAUUAUAUCCAGUUCUCCCGGAUCCGCCCCAACCCUACCCGCUCAACCUUUCUGCGUAUGAGGGAUUAUACGUACAUGCGGUGUAUCCCAACCUGACCAUAUCGAGUGAUUGUAGUGAAACGGCAGGUGGAAUUUUUUACGAGAAUGGGACAGGUGCAAAGCUCUGUGCAUUUCUGGUUGAACCAGGGGAUUAUUUCCCCAAACCGCUGUUGCUGGAGAUGUACCAUGUUAGUGGUAACUCUUGGGUUCUGGUCACUACUAUAGCUGGGGCCAUGUCUGUAGCCAGGGUUGAAUUCAGGUUCGAUGCUGACGGACAUAGGAUGAGUCAUAUGGGCGCUGAGGUUGAAUCGGCCAUGGCGCGGGUGGGGGAGAAGAUUUGGUGGGCACAUGUUUGA
Messenger RNA from Aspergillus aculeatinus CBS 121060, 1605 nucleotides. Its product is annotated as putative penicillin-binding protein. Bases 1 to 1605 code for a protein of 534 amino acids. Lineage: Eukaryota; Fungi; Ascomycota; Eurotiomycetes; Eurotiales; Aspergillaceae. The transcript is spliced from 3 exons. The record is from RefSeq and is a predicted model, not a curated record.